This is a messenger RNA of Orbilia oligospora ATCC 24927, 1578 nucleotides long. RefSeq lists its product as uncharacterized. Gene Ontology annotation, molecular function: protein tyrosine phosphatase activity. Lineage: Eukaryota; Fungi; Ascomycota; Orbiliomycetes; Orbiliales; Orbiliaceae. Gene Ontology annotation, biological process: positive regulation of G2/MI transition of meiotic cell cycle; G2/M transition of mitotic cell cycle; protein dephosphorylation. Gene Ontology annotation, cellular component: cytoplasm; nucleus. The record is from RefSeq and is a predicted model, not a curated record. The transcript has 5 exons. Bases 1 to 1578 code for a protein of 525 amino acids.
AUGGAUUUCUCUUCUCCUCUAGCUGCUAUUAGUCGCUCGGAGGGCAAUUGGCUCCAACCAACACCCCUUGGUCCAAACUUCUCGUUCGGUCCUGAGAGUCCUUAUACCCCUCGACUUGAUGUCAGCCAUGAUUCAUCUUUCUUCGAUCUCGAUAUGAGCAUGGAGGCUUCUCCUACGGACUGCCUGGCCGCGGAUCUCUCUCAGAAUUUUCAUAUUGACAAGACUCCCGCGUUCCCUACUCCACGACGCUCCUUGUUCUCUUCAUUCGACACCGCUCGACCAUUUGUCACCACUCCUCCUCUUCUAUCGUCGCCAGCAUGCUCGGAUAUAAUGGAAUUGAGCCCCCUGCCGCACAAGCCAAUUUUUGUCAAGAACAGGUCGAAGCUUAGUGAGGUCUCUCCAGUCAUGGACAGCCCCUGUCAAAUGCAGCGUAAACCAAGCAAUGAGCGCAAAAAGCUACUUCAACCACGUCGUCCAUCUCAACGUACUAAACUUUUCUCUCAAAACAUCGUGUUGAAAUCCGCUGGAGCCUCUAAGCUAAGCUUCACUGGUGAAGAUGACGAGAAGCCAUUCAAGCUCGGUAAUAAGAAGACCUCUCCAAUUAUGGCUCUUGAUGACAUGUUCACUGCAUCUCCGGAGGUCACGCGUGUCGGACUAGGCCUUGGCCUGAAUGAAAGUCUUGGUAAACCUCGUAUGCCUAUCUUCAGGGACUUGAAGAGUCCCGCUGAUGGCUCUCCACUAGCUGGAGCCAACCGUCGCACAGCAGCCGUUCGGGAUGGUCCACCACGUAAAAUCGCGUGCCGACGAUCUCUAAGCAUGUACAACAAGGCUGAGGAUGUCAUUUCGCCUAAGCAAAAGCUGGAAUCUAAGUUCUGCGCCGAGUCUCCCUCGCAGGUUGCUGCGCGUGAAAGCCAGGUUCUUCCAUGCUUUGGAACUGAAAAGGACGUCCUGAAGAGGAUCACUCGCGAAACUAUGAUUCAGGUUCUUGAUGGCAAGUACGCCGAACAGUAUGACGAAUUGAAGAUCGUCGACUGCAGGUUUGAGUAUGAAUAUGAAGGUGGUCAUAUCGCUGGCGCCAUUAACAUCAACAGCACCGAGCAAGUUGAUAGCAUUCUCUUGUCCCUCAGAUCUGAAAGAGAGGCUGAAGCUAAGAAGACUUUGUUAAUAUUCCACUGCGAGUACUCGGCCCACCGUGCCCCGAGAAUUGCCCACCAGCUUCGAUCUCGUGAUCGUCAAAUCAAUAUGCAUCGUUACCCGACCCUGUUCUAUCCUGAAGUCUAUAUUCUUGAUGGUGGCUACAGUGGCUUCUUCGCCGAACACAAAGAACGUUGUGAACCACAGAAUUAUGUUGGCAUGGACGAUUCUCGUCACAAGGCACUCUGCGAGCGUGAGAUGGGAAAGUUCCGCAAGGCCACCAAAUUUGGCCGAGCAAUGAGCUAUACCUUCGGAGCAAAUGUUGCUAAUGCCAACACUGACUCCCCAUCUGCUCGACGAGCUCCACUUGGCCAAGCCUCCGUUGGUGUCAAUGGCGUCCUGGCCCGUCCUCGCAGCGACGGCAAGCGUCAUUGCUCCUAUUAA